Spodoptera exigua (beet armyworm) is the source of this 6304-nucleotide messenger RNA. NCBI's taxonomy places the organism in Eukaryota, Metazoa, Arthropoda, Insecta, Lepidoptera, Noctuidae. The record is from the annotation of a GenBank genome assembly.
CACCCGACAGCCGCCCGCAUGCACCGCGCCGCAACGGCCGCGCCACGUGCUGCCGCGCCGCCGCCGCGCCGUGCACCGCCUGCACAGCGCACUCGACGCGCCGCCGCCUCACGACGAGCUUCCGCAGUUUUGGAGCGACUUUGUGGCGACGUAGGCGCGCGUCCGGCACGCCGCGCGUCGCGUGUUUACACUCCGGUGACAGUCCCCGCGGGCUGGAGUGGGCGCGAGCACCAGGGCCGGCACUCGAGGCACUCCCGCUAAUAGGGCGCGGAGGUGGCGGCGGGCGAGCGCUGAGCGCGCGGCACGCUGGAGGCGCUGCGCCGCCACUCGCGGCAGAUAGCCGCGCGCCGCGAGCGCCGCGUGCAGUUCACGGAGCGGACGCGGGAUGGCGCGCGCAGCGGAGAUGGCGCCGGUGAGUGUUCGUGCGGCAAGGCAGUCCUCCGCCCGCCCUUGCUAAAUAUAUCCUCGUCCGCAUUGCAACGCGGUGAAUCGCUGCGCAGGCCGCUCUCGCCAGCGCCCGCGGAGGCCGCGGCGCUCGCGGCGCUUGCGGCGGCUGCGCUAGGCAAGGCGCGGCCGCCGCUGACUGUAGCGUGUGUGCUGUGUGUGCGCAGAGAGCGGCGGCUCGGAGAUGUCGGCUGGCAGCGGCGGCGGUGGCGGCGGCGACGCGCGGCGUCCGUCCACCUGCCGCGUGGAGCUGGGCGCGCUCCUGGCGCCGGAGCCGCGCCCGCUGGACAACAAGGUCAAGCGGCACAGUAUCCAUGGAAUGACAGAGGAGGAAAAUGUGGUGCGUCCGCACCAGGAGAUGGCGGUACUGUCGCUGGAGGAGAAGAAAUAUUUGUUGGGAGUGGAGCGGGGCGACGUGGCGGGCACGCGGCGAGUGCUGCAGCGUGCACGGGACACCGGCCACAUCAACGUCGACUGCGUGGAGCCGCUCGGCCGCAGCGCGCUGCUCAUGGCCAUUGACAACGAGAACCUCGAGAUGGUCGAGCUGCUGCUGGAGUUCGGCGUGGAGACGCGCGAUGCGCUGCUGCAUGCCAUCUCCGAAGAGUUCGUCGAGGCUGUCGAGGCGCUGCUAGAUCACGAGGAGCGCACGCGAAAGCCCGGAGAGCCUAAUAGUUGGGAGGCGCUGCCGCCGGAGACGGCGACGUUCACGGCGGACAUCACGCCGCUGAUUCUGGCGGCGCACCGCGACAGCUACGAGAUCAUCAAGCUGCUGCUGGACCGCGGCGCGGCGCUGCCGGUGCCGCACGACGUGCGCUGCGGCUGCGACGAGUGCGUGCGCUCGCGCCGCGAGGACUCGCUGCGCCACUCGCGCUCGCGCAUCAACGCGUACCGCGCGCUCGCCUCGCCUUCACUCAUCGCGCUCUCUUCCAAGGAUCCAAUACUGACCGCGUUUGAGCUGUCGUGGGAGCUGCGGCGGCUGUCGGCGCUCGAGCACGAGUUUAAGACUGAGUACCAGGAGCUGCGCACGCAGUGCCAGGAGUUCGCCACGGCUCUGCUGGAUCACACGCGAACCUCGCAUGAACUGCAAGUGCUGCUCAACCACGAGACGGGCUCACCGCAGGUGCCGCUACCGGAGCCGGGCGCGCCGGAGAGGAUGCGUCUCUCCAGGCUUAAACUUGCUAUAAAACUACGGCAGAAAAAGUUCGUGGCGCACCCGAACGUGCAACAGCUGUUGGCGUCCAUCUGGUACGAGAGCGUGCCCGGGUUCCGGCGCAAGAACAUGCUGCUGCAGGCGGCCGAGAUGGUGCGCAUCGGCGCCAUGUUCCCGCUGUACUCGCUGGCGUACAUCGUGGCGCCGCACUCCUCCGCCGGCCGCACGCUGCGCAAGCCCUUCAUCAAGUUCCUGUGCCACUCUGCCAGUUAUUUCAUGUUCCUAUUUCUACUGAUACUGGCUUCGCAACGGAUAGAGACCGCGGCGGGUGGAUUGCUAUGGGGUGCUGCGCCCCACGGCGAGCCUCUGUCUCGGCGCGGCGCUCCGCCCUCACUCGUCGAAUGGCUCAUCCUUGCGUGGGUCAGCGGUCUGAUAUGGAGCGAGGUGAAGCAGCUGUGGGACAUGGGGCUGCGGGAGUACGUGCACGACAUGUGGAACGUGAUAGAUUUCGUCACGAAUUCGCUGUACGUCGCCACCGUCGCACUGCGGAUCGUUUCGCACUUCCAGGUGCGGCGGGAGAUGGCCGCCGGCAUGCAGUGGAACCAGCCGCGCGAGCAGUGGGACGCCUGGGACCCGAUGUUGCUGUCCGAGGGCCUGUUCUCGGCAGCCAACAUAUUCAGCAGCCUCAAGCUGGUGUACAUCUUCAGCGUGAACCCUCACCUGGGCCCGUUGCAAGUCUCGCUUAGUCGGAUGGUUCUCGACAUCCUCAAGUUUUUCGUCCUGGACAUAUUGGUGAUCUUUGCGUUUUCUUGUGGUUUGAACCAGCUCCUGUGGUACUACGCGGAUAUGGAGAAGAAGCGCUGCACGACCGGCGGCACCUCUCUCACUGCCAACGGCACCUUCCCAGAUCCCGACGCCUGCAUCGUGUGGCGCCGGUUUGCUAAUUUGUUCGAGACGAUGCAAACACUGUUUUGGGCGGCGUUCGGGCUGGUUGACUUGGAUUCGUUUGAGCUGGACGGCAUCAAGAUCUUCACGCGGUUCUGGGGCAUGCUCAUGUUUGGCACGUACGCCGUCAUCAACGUCAUCGUGCUGCUUAACCUGCUCAUUGCCAUGAUGAACCACUCGUACCAGCUUAUUUCUGAACGGGCGGACGUGGAGUGGAAGUUCGCUCGCAGCAAGCUGUGGAUCAGCUACUUCGAGGAGGGGGGCACGGCGCCGCCGCCCUUCAACGUGCUGCCGUCGCCCAAGUCGGCGCUGUACGCCUGGCGCUGGCUGCAGCGCCGCCUGUGUGGACACGCGCGCGCCAAGCGCGAGCACAUGCGCACCAUACGGCGAAAAGCCAAACAAGCAAAUGAGCGGGAUUACCGUUAUCAGGGCAUCAUGCGCAACCUGGUGCGGCGCUACGUGACGGUGCAGCAGCGGCGCGCGGAGAGCGGCGGCGUCACCGAGGACGACGUCAACGAGAUCAAGCAGGACGUCAGCGCCUUCCGCUGCGAGCUCGUCGAGAUCCUGCGCAACUCUGGCAUGAACACCUCCACCGUCAACGCCGGAGCUCCAGGUGGCGGAGGCGGUAAGAAGAACCGUCAGAAGGAACGCAGGUUAAUGAAAGGUUUCAACAUCGCGCCGGGCGGGUCGCUGGCACCCGUGGACGAGUUCCUGGCAUCGCUGCACCACGAGCACGGCGGGUCGCACGGCGCGGCGCACCACGCCUCGCUGACGGCGCUGCUGGGCACCCGGCUGCGCGCCAGCCAGUCCAGCCUGUCGGACGGCGCCAGCGCUGCCGGCAUGGCCGCCGCGCGCCGCAAGCCUGCCUCGCACAAGCGCCGCUGGGGAACUAUUAUCGAGGCCGCUCGUGCAGCGCGAGUCUCGCGCCUGAUUGGACGCUCUAGGUCUGAGGAUUCUGUCUGCGACCAUGCGCGACAAACACCCAGUGGCAGCGACCGGUCGGACUCGGGCAGCGACUCACAGCGCAGCCCGGAGCGCAGUACCCGCGGCGGGCCGCUGCAUCCGCUGUCGGCGCUCGCUGCACUCAAACGCAAGCGCAAGAAGUUCUCGGACUCGCGGCGGGCCGGGGCAGAGGCGCGCGCCGCCGCCGGCGCCGAGGCCCUGCAGCGCGCCAGCUCGGUGCCGGCGCGGCCGCCGCCCGCAGCCGGCCCGCUGCCGCGGCCGCCGCCGCCGCCGGCGUCCGUGUCGCCGUCCACCACGGCCGAGAGCGUGGCGGGGCGCGGCGGCAGCCGGGAGCCGCUGCUGGCCAGCCUGGACGACGACGCCCAUAAGGUGGGGCGCACGCUCGGCCCCGCUCGGCUGCGAGCGGCCGACGGUGCUGAGUCGCGUGUCGACGAUUCCCAGGAGGCGUGCGGCCGCUGCGGGUACGAGGCGAGCGAGGCGGCGGGCGAGGCGCCGCCCACGGACGACGAGGGCGCGCCGUGCGGGCGCUGCGCGGCGCUGGCGCGCCUGGCGGGCGUCACGCCGCUGCACGGCCACGCGCCGCACCACUCGGCCGGCUGGCUCUAGUCUGCGCAGGCGACACGCCUCAUUCAUCGUCCGAUCCAGACCAGCACAAUUCUUUGCUAAUCGCACUGCGCUGUAGCUGUAUUAGUUAAAUGAGAGAAACAUAUUAAAUUAAUCAUUUGGUGUUUUUGACAAAGAAAACCAAACAGUAGUUUGCACCGAAGGAACCAUGAACCUGAUGAUAAGUACCUACUUAUGUAGCACUUGCAGUCAGUCAACAUUCCCACGAAACGUACCAACCUGGUAUUGGCAUUGUCAAAACAUAAAUAUCAAAUUCCACCACAUUGCCUGGGACCCAAAGCCGACAUCCCGACGACUCGGCCAGUAUUAGGUUGACCAACUGUAGAGCAACACAUCGGUAGAGUAGACUGGUACAUGGUCAUGUAGUAGUGCAUGCUAACAAUAAACGAACACAAUAUAAUUAUCGGUAUCUAGCGGAUUAUCUUCAUAUAAUAAAUAUUAUAACGAAGACAUAUUUUAUCAAACACCAAUUAGUUAAGUAGCUACAAAAAUAUUUUAAUGUUGUAGGUAGAAUAAGUAUUUAUUAUAUUGCAUUUGUAAGAAAUUAUUUUAUAUACGUUUUAAGAUAAUUUUAUCUAAAGUACUGGCAGAGGGUUGACUGGCACAAAAAGCUAUUUAUUUGUUUUGCAAUAUUAGUACCUACGUAUUUCACGAACCCGCUAAGUUUAGAGUUCGUGAAAAGCACAAGACGUUUCUGUGAUACCAUCAGCGAACAAAACGAUGUAAUGAACGGAGAACGAAAUAUGGCAGCCGCCCCCGAGGCCAAUACUUAGUUUCCACCUAGUGUCCUUCCACUUCGCUGGAGUUCAGGCUUAUUUAGUUAGAUUAAUGGAGGAGCUAUAAAUGGCAACACAGUAGUUAUAGGUUACAACACAGCCGAAUGGUCAACCCCUGUUUGUACAAGGCGAUUAGUGAAGUAAGCCAUCUACUAAUAGCCAAUAAGUUACUAAAUAUAAUCAUGAUGUGUUCCAGAAAGUUUUCCAAUUAUAAGUUAUUCGGUCGGCGCACACUGAAAUAGUGCUACUUUUAUUAUAAGUGAGGACGAACAAUAUGAAACAGGGAUUUUUAAAAGAAACAUGUUAUACCUACUUACCUAAAUAUCCGAUGCCGGUAUGUAAUACCCUGACUUUUUGUAAGACACGUUAGGUUAAGUAGGAGGUAGACGAAUAGUUGUUAAUCAAGUGGUGUCAUUCAUGUCAUUAUUGUGAAGAGAUUGAAACAUCACACCGAGCUCGAACAGAUUCUAGUGUGUUUACGAGUUUUAUUUAUUUGAGUAAGAACAGAGAAUACCUAGUCAAUAUUUAAGCGAGGCAUCACGAAUAUAGAGUUGUGGAUGUGAACGCGAGUCUGUCAGUAUCACAGACGGACGACGAGCGCGUCGUGGCUCACCUAGUAUCUACCCUCACCAAGGCACCUACCGAGAAGGCUAUCUUCAUGCAAAGGACCAAUACAUCAUAUCUAGAGGCAGUGACACUUCUGGUGACGCAAAGCAUUCGCCAUCCCUUUUCUAAAUUAUUAGCAGCAUCAAGGUACGCGGCGGUAGGCGCCCGCCUUACAGCCAUUACUAAACGUAGUGCUUAAGUAUAUUCUCGUUGGCCAUUACCUAAGUAGCGUAGAGUCACGUUGGACACCAAUGCAUUGCACGUUGCACGCAUCGACAUUCCGUUACCCUUGACCAAUUCAUGCUGUAUUCUAUUCACAUCCUGACAUCUGUAUCAUGUAGGUAGUAGGUACUGUAAUAGAAGAUCAAUAAAUUAUUAACUAUAUAUAAAUUUCAAGAUACAGUCGUAUACGCCAUUUACGUUAUUGUAUAGUCAAGCGCGAUGUAUCUAGCAUACCUACAUGUUCAGUAACCGUCAGCCUGUCACUGAUGUACCAUAACUUGACACUUGUGAAUGUGAGGCGCUCGUCAGUCUGCCACAUAUCGUCCCCAUGUACGGCUGCUAUGUAUCAUUGUUUAUCUUAUAGUUCACCAAGCGCUGGCCCUGCGCGGCCGGCGCGACCAGAGGCCUUCGUGUUUAGUUGUUCGCCGCGGCUCGACCACACCGGCCCUACCGGGCACUCGGCCGCGCCGACACAUAAUCGAUUAUAUUUUGUAAAGAAUUGUUAUUUAUUUAUACAUUAUUACAUUAUAUUUGUAUAUAACGGUGCGAAGUUUAAUAAAAUAAGCACUUAUCA